Molecule: messenger RNA, 2317 nt
Organism: Closterium sp. Naga37s-1
Lineage: Eukaryota; Viridiplantae; Streptophyta; Zygnematophyceae; Desmidiales; Closteriaceae
Source: the annotation of a GenBank genome assembly
AUGUCGCCCGACAGCCCCCCGUCUACAUCCGCCCUCUGCCGCCUGCUUCGUGCCAGCCAAGAUGGCGGGCACGAGAGUGAGGGGGCCGGCGGGCGGCCCGUGGGCGAGCGGCGGUGGCGGUGGCGGUGGCGGUGGCGCGCGCGAUGGCGCGAGGCGGCGGUGGCGGGAGCGCGGCCGCAGGAGCGAUGGGGGCACUCCGCCGUGGCGUGGGAUGGCAAGCUGAUCGUGUUCGGGGUGAGUGGAGGCAUGCUGAUCGUGUUCGGGGUGAGUGGAGGCAAGCUGAUCGUGUUCGGGGUGAGUGGAGGCAUGCGGACGAGUGGAGGUGAAAAGCUCUGCUACAGUGGUGAGUCAGCCGGGACAACACGUGUUGCCACCGGUGCGUGCGUUGAGGGGUGUUUCGGCGCGCAGCACUUCUCCACCGUGCUCGCGCUGGACCUCACCACCCUCGCCUGGGCGCCCCUCUCCGCGCAAGGCGCCCUGCCGCCGCCCUCCGACUGCCACUCCGCGUCGCUGCUCUCCCGCGGCCGCAUGCUCGUCUUCGGCGGCACCGAUGGGCGCCGCCGCCUGGCGUGCACGCACGUGCUGCACCUGCCGUCCAAGCAGUGGCGCCGCGUGGGGGGAGGAGUGGCAGGGGAAAGGGAGAGGACGAGGGGGUGUGAGCAGGGUGAGAGUGUGAGUGAAGUGGGUGCGAUGGAGGAGGGAGCGGAAGGGAGUGAGGUGGAGGGAGGUGAGAGGGGGCGCCAGGGGGUUGGAGGGGAGAUGGAGAGUGGCGUGAGCUGCAUGGACGAGGCGAUGGUGCCAGGGCGGCAGGGGAGGAAAGGUGGGGAGGGGAGGCGGCGGCAGGUGGAGAGGCGGGGCAGUGACGGGUCGCACGUGUCGAGCAGCAGCGUGGCGAGGCACGGAGGCGAGGGCGAGGGGGGCGAGGGGCUGGUGUGGGCCACGAGGCAGGGCAGUGGCGAUGACGUGGACGUGCAUGGCAGCAGCCUGGGCGCUGGCGACCCUGCAGCAUGCUUCCGGGUGGGCCCUGUGCAGCCCGGCUCGUGGCAUGAGCACAGCACGCUUGCUGCUGCGCACCCCCCUGCCAGGGAGAGCCACGCAGCAGCGGUUGUGUGGCUGCCACGGCGAAAGAGGGUGGAGGAGGAAGCGGGAGGGCGUGCGGUGGAGUGGAGAGAGACUGUGCUGGUGUUCGGCGGCAGUGGGGAUGAGGAGGGCGGCGAGGGUGAGAAUGAGAGUGCGAGGGAGGAAGGCAUGGAGGGGUGGAGGCGGGAGGAGCAGAGAGACGGGGGAGGGGAGGGAGGCAGCAUGAGUGAGGGGGGCGGCAAGAGGCGGUACCUGAACGACCUGUGGGGGCUGGACGUGCCCUCCAUGACGUGGUGCCGCCUCCACGCGCCCCAUGCUCUGCCGCCUGCCAGCCGUGCGCCACAUGGCACGCCACGGGGCAUGGCACGUCACCCUCCCCCCUGUGCGCGCGACAGCCACAGCAUGGUGGUGAUGGGCGGGGCGCACGAGCAGCAGGUGGCGGUGGUGUUUGGCGGCGACUGUGGAGCGCGCUACCUCGCCGACCUGCACCUGCUGCACGUCCACGACCUCUCCUGGCACCACGUGCGUGCCCGCUGGGCGAGGGCUGUGAGGGGGUGGGCUGUGAGGGGGUGCGCUGUGAGGGGGUGGGCUGUGAGGGGGUGGGCUGUGAGGGGGUGGGCUGUGAGGGGGUGUGCUGUGAGGGGGUGGGCUGUGAGGGGGUGGGCUGUGAGGGGGUGUGCUGUGAGGGGGUGUGCUGUGAGGGGGUGGGCUGUGAGGGGGUGGGCUGUGAGGGGGUGUGCUGUGAGGGGGUGGGCUGUGAGGGGGUGUGCUGUGAGGGGGUGGGCUGUGAGGGGGUGUGCUGUGAGGGGGUGGGCUGUGAGGGGGUGGGCUGUGAGGGGGUGUGCUGUGAGGGGGUGGGCUGUGAGGGGGUGUGCUGUGAGGGGGUGGGCUGUGAGGGGGUGUGCUGUGAGGGGGUGGGCUGUGAGGGGGUGUGCUGUGAGGGGGUGGGCUGUGAGGGGGUGGGCUGUGAGGGGGUGUGCUGUGAGGGGGUGGGCUGUGAGGGGGGUGUGCUGUGAGGGGGUGGGCUGUGAGGGGGUGUGCUGUGAGGGGGUGGGCUGUGAGGGGGUGUGCUGUGAGGGGGUGGGCUGUGAGGGGGUGUGCUGUGAGGGGGUGGGCUGUGAGGGGGUGUGCUGUGAGGGGGUGGGCUGUGAGGGGGUGUGCUGUGAGGGGGUGGGCUGUGAGGGGGUGUGCUGUGAGGGGGUGUGCUGUGAGGGGGUGGGCUGUGAGGGGGUGGGCU